Molecule: messenger RNA, 1214 nt
Organism: Aegilops tauschii subsp. strangulata
Lineage: Eukaryota; Viridiplantae; Streptophyta; Magnoliopsida; Poales; Poaceae
Product: peroxidase 2
Biological process (GO): response to oxidative stress; hydrogen peroxide catabolic process
Molecular function (GO): heme binding; peroxidase activity
Source: RefSeq, a predicted model, not a curated record
ACAAGUGUCUCUUCCUAUCACAAUUAACCUUGUGUCCCUCACUAGACGUUGGCUAGCAAAAGAAGCCAUGGCCUCUACUUCGUCUCUAUCAGCCGUGUUGCUCUUGUGCCUGGCCGUGGCGGCGUCGGCGCAGCUGUCGCCGACGUUCUACCAAACGACGUGCCCGAACGCUCUGGCCACCAUCAAGGCCGCCGUGACGGCCGCAGUGAACAAGGAGAACCGCAUGGGCGCGUCGCUGCUCCGGCUGCACUUCCACGACUGCUUCGUCCAAGGUUGUGACGCAUCUGUUCUGCUGUCUGGCAUGGAACAAAACGCUAUCCCGAACGUGAUGUCGCUGCGAGGCUUUGAAGUCAUCGAUAGCAUCAAGGCGCAGCUCGAGACCAUGUGCAAGCAGACCGUCUCCUGCGCCGACAUCCUCACCGUCGCUGCCCGCGACUCUGUCGUCGCCUUAGGAGGGCCUUCGUGGACGGUUCCUCUUGGAAGGAGGGACUCCACCAACGCAAACGAAGCGGCGGCGAACAACGAGCUACCUCCCCCAUUCUUCGACCUCGUUAACCUCACCCAGUCCUUCGGUGACAAGGGCUUCACCGUGACCGACAUGGUCGCCCUCUCCGGCGCCCACACCAUCGGGCAGGCGCAGUGCCAGAACUUUAGGGACAGACUCUACAACGAGACCAACAUCAACUCCGGCUUCGCGACGUCGCUCAAAGCCAACUGCCCCCAGCCGACCGGCUCGGGCGACCGCAACCUGGCCAAUCUGGACGUGUCGACCCCAUACUCCUUUGACAACGCUUACUACAGCAACCUCAAGUCCCAGAAGGGGCUCCUGCACUCCGACCAGGUGCUAUUCACCGGCACCGGCGGCGGCACCGACAACAUCGUCAACAACUUCGCAAGCAACCCAGCGGCGUUCAGCAGCGCCUUUGCCUCGGCCAUGGUGAAGAUGGGGAACCUUAGCCCGUUGACCGGCUCACAGGGCCAGGUCAGGAUCAGCUGCUCCAAGGUGAAUUAAUUGGCAAAAAAUGAUCAUAUAUGUGGGAUUAAUAAGGUUAGCAACGGCCAUUAUAGCGCUUUCUUUGACCAUAAGCUUCUGAAAACAGAAGACGUGUCAUAUACGUAUGUCGGCCCCGUGCAAAGGCAUGAAGGCCAUGUGGUGCAAUAGGAACUAUAAACGAGCAACUUCCCUUUUUGUGAUAUAUAACAGACUUCUACGA